Rotaria sp. Silwood1 is the source of this 3408-nucleotide messenger RNA. The record is from the annotation of a GenBank genome assembly. NCBI's taxonomy places the organism in Eukaryota, Metazoa, Rotifera, Eurotatoria, Philodinida, Philodinidae.
AUGAAUACGAACUAUCCAUCAAUAAUAUCUGUUGAUCAUGAAUCUAAUCCUCGUCUAUAUGAAACAACUUAUAAUAAUUAUUCACCUUAUACUGAUUAUGCAGCAACAUCAAAAUUAGAAGCAUUUGAUUAUAAUUAUUGGCCAGGAACACCAGCAACACAUAAUAUAUUAACAAUACCACCAACAUCAACAACAAAUCAAAUAAUUGAUCAAAUUCAAACAUCACCAUCAACAAAUCAAACUAUUGAGACACUUGUACCCGGAUCAACUGUACAUUUAUCACAAAUAAAUUCAACAGCAACAAUAUCAGCAACACAUCAUCAUCAUCAUAUUCAUCAACAUCUUUAUCCUGCACCAUCAUCAUCAAAUGAUUCACCAAAUUGGCUUACACCAACUGAAUAUCAAUCACCAAAUAAUUACCGUCAUUAUACUUACACAAAUAAUAAUUUCUAUGAUCAAUCACAAUGGACAACACCACCACCAACAUCAUCAUCACUGGCACCAAUUAAAUUUGAAUCUCCAUAUAGUCCACCAUCAUAUUUUGAAUCGUCACAUAAUAUUGAUCAACCAUUAUCUGAUAGUAAAGAAGAACCAUCGAAUUCAUCAUAUACAAAAUGUCAAGAACAACAAUCAAAUUGGUUUAAAUCACAAUUAACUCCAACGCCACCAAAAAAUCCAGCAAAUGGAAAAACUCGUACACGUGAUAAAUAUCGUAUUGUUUAUACUGAUCGUCAACGAUAUGAACUUGAAAAUGAAUUUACUAUAUCAAAAUAUAUUUCAAUACCACGUAAAGCAGCUUUAUCAUCUGCAUUAGCAUUAAGUGAACGACAAAUUAAAAUUUGGUUUCAAAAUCGUCGUGCAAAAGAACGUAAAUUAAAUAAAAAACGACAAGAAAUAUGUUCAAGACAAUUAAAUAAUUCAACUGAUGCUGAUUCACCUAGUGAUGGUGGUCUUGAAAGUCCGACUUAUUAUCAAAAUUAUGUGUCAUACGAUUUUCUACAACAGCAGCAGCAACAACCAAAAAGUGCCGCUGCCGAGAUGGAUCCUAGUGUACUUUGGUGUCUUGGACCAGAUUUUGAUAAACAAACAGUAUUAAGUUUACUUAGUGAUAAUAAUUCUAUUGAUUCUGGUUUCAUGCAACCCACCACACCUACAUGGUGGAUGUCAAGUCCAUCUCAAUGGAAUAUUUCAUCGAUACAUGAACCACCUAUUUAUACACCUCGUUCAGUAAUGAGUGAACUUGGACCACAAUCACCUACAAACAGUGCUACAAAACGACCAUUUUCUGACGUUAGCAAUCGAACAACUAUCGGUCGAUCAUUUGCUAGCAAUCAACCAACAACUAAACUCGAAUUUUCAACACCAGUACGAUCAUUAACACCUGAUUUGUAUAGUCGAGUACCAUCAUCUAUUAAACGAUCACGUAUUACACCUGCACUUACUUCAUCAUCUUUAUAUGAAACACCACCACCUCCAGCACCACUUCCUCCAGUUGGUUCAACAGUUGAUUCAGCUGAACGAGCUUUGGAAAUUGCAUUGUUACUUAAAGAACAUCCAGAUUGUACUUGUGUACUUGUUACACUUAUUCAAGAAUAUCAAAGCCGAUUUCAAAAACCACUUCAUGCUCAUUUGGAACAACCUUAUUGUAUAAUACAUUGUCCGAAAAAUUUUAUUGUUAAUCCUGAUCUUGAUUUACCUUUUGUUCAAAUUCCAUUUAGCUUAUUUGCUGAUAAUAUUCGUCAAUUAUUAACUCAACACAAUGGUUCAAUGCCUUUAGCUAGUUUUCCUCAAUGUUAUAAUCAUACUUUCGAACCUUUAUAUGAUCACAAUGAAGGUGUUCCACUUGAACAUUAUAUUUCAUGUAUCAAAGAUAUUCAAAUUGUGACUGGACAAGGAGUAAUUAAAAAAGUUCAAUUUUCUAAUACACCAGGUUUAUCGUUUAUGCCAACAACGUUUGACACUUCUAAUAUGCAUGUCGACAUGUGUGCUGAAGUUCAACAACGUUUACAACAAUUUUCACGUGAAGUUCUUGAUUUACUUAAAAAUCAAGGAUUUCAUUGUCGUUUACCUGUUUCGAAAUUUGUUUCUGCUUAUCAUCAAUAUUUUAGUCGACAAUGUCGUGUAGCUGAUUAUGGUUUUUCAAAAAUUAUUGAUCUUUUACUUGCUAUUCCAAAAUCUGUUCAAAUUCUUGGUGAUGGAAAUAAACGUAUUAUGACAAUUACACAUCGUUGUCAAAUGAAACGAUUUACUAAUGAUAUAAUUCGUAUUUUAAAAAAUAAGCCACAACGAUCAAUGUCAAUCAGUGAAAUUCCUAUUGAAUAUGAAAUUGCUUACAAGAAACCUUUUUAUGUUGCUGACUUUGGCAUGUGCUAUUUGGAAGAUCUUGUAAAUGAAGUUAAAGAUAACAAAGAAUUAGUUGUCGAAGCGGAUAAACAUAUUAUCAAACUUUAUCGAAAAGAACGAACUGAUCUCGAAAUCUAUGCAACACGUAAUUUUGAAAAAGAUGUUAUUGAUAUGCUUCGUAUUUUACCUGAUUUCAGUAUACCAUUUCAAAAAUUUAUUCCAUCAUAUCAUCAUCAUUUUGGUUAUCAAUGUAAAGUACAAACAUAUGGAUUUUCUCGUUUAAUUGAUUUACUUGAAGAACUAUCGCAUGUUGUAAAAAUCAAUGAAGAUAAAAACGGUGAGAAAAUUGUUCAAUUAACACCAAGUAUGAUGGCACAUGCAAUUUUAUUAAAUAUUGAACAAUUGGUUCGAAAAUAUCACGGUCCACUUAGAAUACAAGAUCUUCAAGCACAAUAUUUACAAGUUUAUCGAAAUGAAUUAAAUCCAGAAGAUUUCGGUGUAGCUAGUAUUGAAGCAUUACUUCUGACGAUGACUGACAAACUUGACUUUCAUUAUACUGAAACUGACAUUAUACUUGCAAUGAAAGAACCAAGUCCAGCAACGAUUCAAUUAGCUAAAAAUGUUAUUCUCACAUUAAUGUUGUCUCAAUGUCAAUUAUCAUUUUGGCAAUUAAAACAAGACAUGCUUGUUCGUUUUAAACAAGAUGUUACUUUGAAUAUGUGUCGCAAUGAAUUACGAGACUAUGUCGAAGUGAUCGAUCAAACAGUCCGUUUGACUCCACCAAUGUGUUUUGCUUACAAUGUAGUACUGCUUCUUAGUCCAUGUGACGGUCGCAUGGCUUAUGAUGAUUUUAUUGUCGAAUAUCAACGUCGAACUGGUUCAACACAUUUACUUUAUCCAACAGAUUAUGGUUUUCCGACAAUGCCACGUCUUUUCGAUGCUAUUCAACUUGUUGCUCAAGUUCGUGGUCGACGCAAUUUUAAAAUAAUUAUACUCAAUCCCGAGUUUCGACUCGGAGGAUAUACUCAACCAACGCCUUUUACACCAUCCAUGACACCCUUCUAA